Aethalodelphis obliquidens (Pacific white-sided dolphin) is the source of this 3303-nucleotide messenger RNA. It is a transcript of the gene LIG1, whose product is annotated as DNA ligase 1. The transcript is spliced from 28 exons. Bases 355 to 3123 code for a protein of 922 amino acids. Gene Ontology annotation, molecular function: DNA binding; DNA ligase (ATP) activity; ATP binding. Gene Ontology annotation, biological process: DNA recombination; Okazaki fragment processing involved in mitotic DNA replication; DNA biosynthetic process. Lineage: Eukaryota; Metazoa; Chordata; Mammalia; Artiodactyla; Delphinidae. Gene Ontology annotation, cellular component: nucleus; mitochondrion. The record is from RefSeq and is a predicted model, not a curated record.
GCCACACCCACUCAUCCAGAGCAACAGAAGGCUCGGGGCUGUUUCCCAUCGUGCUCUGCGGGAGGGCUUGCCCCACUUCACCCCCUUUACUGGCACUCUCACGUCUUGGAGACUACAACUCCCAGCGUUCUCCGUGUGGCGGCGGCGCGGACGUCGCCCGGCCCCGCCCCUCGGCUCGGCCCCGCCCCCGCCCGCCGAAGUCUGCGCGCGAAGUCCGUGGCGCGAAUUUGGGACUGCAGUGUAUCGCCGAGCGGUUCCGGUUGUGACGCUCAGGACAACGGCGCGCGGGCUCGGCGCGAGGAACUGCCCACUGGAGAAGAGGAGGACAGGGGAGGGGAGGAUUCUGACGCCAUCAUGCAGCGAAGUAUUAUGUCAUUUUUCCAGCCCAAGAAAGAGGGCAAAGUGAAGAAGCCAGAGAAGGAGAUAUCCAACAGCACCAGAGAAACAGAGUCCCCUCCAAAGGUGGCGCUGAAGGAGCGGAAUAGAGUGGUACCUGAGGGCGACUCUCCAGUGAAGAGGCCAGGGAGGAAGAUGGCCCGGGUCCUGGGCAGCGAAGGGGAGGACGAGGAGGAGGAAGCCCCCAAGCCCCCCAAAAUCCAGAAGCGUGCUCCAGAUUCCCCACAAGUCUCCCCUCCCAGUCCUGGCACACCGCCUGAGAGCAGCCCUUCCCACUCUAGCACCUCUCCCACGGUCGUCUCCCCGUCAGGGAUCCCGAAGCGUCGCACGGCCCGGAAGCAGCUUUCCAAACGGACAUUUCAGGAUGUCCUGCAAGAGCAGGGCAAGGACGAGGACGGAGGAACCAAGAAGAAGAGGAAGAAGGAGGAGGAGGAGGAAGAAGAAUUAGAGACACCGACAGAAAGCCUCACAGAGCCUAAAGGGGGCAACAAGAAGGAAGCAGAAGAAGGGGACCAGCCCAGGUCACCCCCUGAGCCCCUGAAGACCUCCACAAAGCCCCCAACAGAAAGCGUUUCAGAGCCCAAGGUGGCCGUGAAGCAGGGACCACAGGAGGACGGCCAGGCUAAGCCUCCCCCCAAAGCUCCCAAGACGCUCAGCAGUUUCUUCUCUCCCCGGAAGCCAGCGAUCAAACAAGAAGCAAAAGAAGAGGGACCCAGCGCUCUGAGAAAGGACGAGACCAAGGGACACCUGGACCCAUCCAGCUACAAUCCUGCCAAGAACAACUACCAUCCCGUCGAAGAUGCUUGCUGGAAGGUGGGCCAGAGAGUCCCUUACCUGGCUGUGGCCCGGACGUUUGAGAAGAUCGAAGAGGUUUCUGCACGGCUCCGGAUGGUGGAGACACUGAGCAACCUCCUGCGCUCCGUGGCGGCCCUGUCACCUGCUGACCUCCUCCCCAUCCUCUACCUCAGCCUCAACCGCCUGGGGCCGCCCCAGCAGGGCCUGGAGCUCGGCAUUGGCGACGGCAUCCUCCUCAAGGCGGUGGCCCAGGCCACAGGCCGGCAGCUCGAGUCGGUCCGGGCCGAGGCGGCCGAGAAGGGCGACGUGGGGCUGGUGGCCGAGAGCAGCCGCAGCACCCAGAGGCUCAUGCUGCCCCCACCCGCCCUCACCGCCUCCGGCGUCUUCACCAAGUUCCGGGACAUCGCGCAGCUGGCCGGCAGCGCUUCCACAGCCAAGAAGAUGGACGUCAUCAAAGGCCUCUUUGUGGCCUGCCGCCACUCAGAAGCACGAUUCAUCGCCAGAGCCCUGAGUGGACGGCUGCGCCUCGGGCUGGCAGAGCAGUCAGUGCUGGCGGCCCUCGCCCAGGCCGUGAGCCUCACCCCGCCAGGUCAAGAAUUCCCCCCAGCCGUGGUGGAUGCUGGGAAGGGCAAGACAGCAGAGGCCAGAAAGACAUGGCUGGAGGAGCAAGGCAUGAUCCUGAAGCAGACGUUCUGCGAGGUGCCCGACCUGGACCGGAUCGUCCCCGUGUUGCUGGAGCACGGUGUGGAGCGGCUCCCGGAGCACUGCAGGCUGAGCCCAGGGGUCCCCCUGAAACCAAUGUUGGCCCACCCAACGCGGGGCGUCAGCGAGGUCCUGAGGCGCUUUGAGGAGGCAGCUUUCACCUGCGAGUACAAAUACGAUGGGCAGAGGGCACAGAUCCACGUUUUGGAAGGCGGGGAGGUGAAGAUCUUCAGCAGGAAUCAGGAGGACAAUACCGGAAGGUACCCUGAUAUCAUCAGCCGCAUCCACAAGAUUAAACUCCCAUCAGUCACAUCCUUCAUCCUGGACGCGGAAGCUGUGGCUUGGGACCGGGAAAAGAAGCAGAUCCAGCCAUUCCAAGUGCUCACCACCCGCAAACGCAAGGAGGUGGACGCGGCAGAGAUCCAGGUGCAGGUGUGUCUGUACGCCUUCGACCUCAUCUACCUCAAUGGAGAGUCCCUGGUACGUGAGCCCCUUUCCCGACGCCGGCAGCUGCUCCGGGAGAACUUCGUGGAGACGGAGGGCGAGUUUGUCUUUGCCACCUCUCUGGACACCAAGGACACGGACCAGAUCGCCGAGUUCUUGGAGCAGUCGGUGAAAGACUCCUGCGAGGGGCUGAUGGUGAAGACCCUGGAUGUGGACGCCACCUACGAGAUCGCCAAGAGGUCGCACAACUGGCUCAAGCUGAAGAAGGACUACCUGGAUGGCGUGGGCGACACCCUGGACCUCGUGGUGAUCGGCGCCUACCUGGGCCGGGGAAAGCGGGCCGGCCGGUACGGGGGCUUCCUGCUGGCCGCCUACGACGAGGAGAGCGAGGAACUGCAGGCCAUAUGCAAGCUCGGAACGGGCUUCAGCGACGAGGAGCUAGAGGAGCAUCACCAGACCCUCCAGGCCCUGGUGCUGCCCGCUCCACGCUCCUAUGUCCGGGCCGACGGCGCCGUGGCCCCUGACCACUGGCUGGACCCCAGCGCCGUGUGGGAGGUGAAGUGCGCAGACCUCUCCCUCUCCCCCAUCUACCCGGCUGCCCGGGGCCUGGUGGAUAGCGAGAAGGGAAUCUCCCUCCGCUUCCCUCGGUUUAUCUGCGUCCGUGAGGACAAGAAGCCGGAGGAGGCCACCACCAGUGCCCAGGUGGCCUGUCUGUACCGGAAGCAAAGUCAGAUUCAGAACCAGCAAGGCGCAGAGCCAGACUCCGACCUGGAAGAUUUCUACUAGGCCCCCUGCUCUCCCCGGGGGCUGGGGGCGGAGGGGGCCCAGGGGCGUCGCCUCAGGUGCUCAGCAAUCUGGUGUUGCCGGGUGCGGGUUUUGAUAGUCAGGUGUGUGUGUGGGAGGGGAUGGUUUCAGCUGGGGUUUGGGGUUCUGUCAUUCUUUUCAAUAAAUAAUUGUUGAACACCU